CGGUUUGAAUGCGAGCGCGGGCGUCGAGCCGGCCUGUGACAGAUGAGGGAAUAGCGGUCUCGAGGAGGGCGGUGUCCGGUUCAGGGAUGCUUUGUCGCCUCGGCCGGUUUGCGAAGGGCCUGGGCUUCCGAGCGAGGGCCUGGAAGUGUGCGCUUUAAAAAGUGUCCCGGGACGCUGCCGCCCCGCACACACCGAUGGGCCAGCGCCGGGCAGCCCGAGGUCCGCGAAAGUCACCGUGUUCCCGGCCCAUCGACGUUUCCUCUGCAGACGAGGCCGGCCUAGGCUUCCGAACCCUCGGAGCUGCAGUUUCCAGGCGUCGUUCUUCCUAACUUCCAGAGCGAUCCAGAGUUAACUUCCAGUGCAACUUCCUUUGCACUGUUGGCACAAAUAUUCUUCUUGUGUUUGGAAUCAAGGGGGUUGCAGUUUCCUCCCCUAAGUUUACCAUUCAACGCGAUGAAUUUCAUUUUGGAGGUUUCAAACCGACGCGCUCGCGGAGGGAAUGGUAUUUAAUGGAAAUGAAUAACUCAUUUUGAGAAAACCAUGGCAAAAUCAAACACAAAACACAGAAUUUGUUCCCGGGAAUCUUCAGUGUCUUCUCUCCUGGCAAGCUGCAGCCUAAGUGGUAGUUCCUCCAGCUCUGAUGGCUCUUUUCAGUAUAAGGACAAAUUGUACAGUUCUGCUUCUGAGGCUUUACAGGCCUAUAUUGAUGAUUUUGAUCUAAGCAGAGAACAUCCUGGAGCAAACCCUGGCAGAGUGAGCAUUGAUGAAGAGUCUGGUAAUAAGCUGCGACUUUCCAGCUAUGUGCAUAAACAAAACAAUGCUUUUGAGAGUCAUGGUCACAAUGAGCACUUAGACUCCUUAUACUACAGAAGAGAGACUAUUGAUAAUGCGGACUCCAUUAGUCUCACAACUGAUGACUUGUUAAGAUUUCCAGCAGAUGGAUCUUUUCCCUUCACUUCUGUUAUACCUGGUCACCGACCAAGCAAGAAAAACAAGAAAUACAUUGCAAGACAGGAUUCAUCGGACAUUAAAAAGACACCAAAUUUUCACGUAGACCCUAUUCCCAAGAGCAAGGAUAAUGUAGUUACUCCUGAUGUAUACACAAAUGUAAAUGGAAAGAAAUGUGGUAGGCCCAGAACCCCAAAACCUAUGAAUAGAAAUAAUAAAUGUGUCUUGGAAUCAUCUUUAUCCUUUCCUAAAGAAUCAUCCUUCAAGGACAGUUCAAAGUACGGUCCUGAAAAGAAUUAUCCAAGAUGGCUCACGAGCCAGAAAUCCGAUCUUAAUGUCUCAGGGGUAACUAGUAUACCUGAUUUUAAGUAUCCAAUUUGGCUACACAAUCAAGACUUGCUACCUGAUGCAAAUAGUCAAAGGGUUUCUAAAUUACUUAAUGAAGAGGAAUAUUCCCCUAUGCAUAGUUACCAGACCCAAAGAACUACUCAGCUUACAAAUAAAGUAGAUUGUUUUGAAUAUUCUUUUCAACCUUCAAACUUUACAGAUUCCUUCAGCGAGAAUAAAGGAAUAGUUAACAAAUAUAACUGUGAUUCUGAAAAUGGCCAGUGUCAGUGUGAGAAUCCACUUCUCCCAGGAAAAUCCCCAAAGCCAUUCUGUGUGUUUUUAAAAUUAGGUGACAAAAUUGAAUUGCUUAUCCUGAAGGCCAAGAAGAAUCUCAGGCAGUCUACUGAAGACUUAUCAAAGCCUGUGGAAAAGGAUGACAGCCCUUGUUCCUUAGAUAAGCUUGAAGCAGAGCGGUCAUGGGAAAAUGUUCCUGUUACUUUCAAAUCUCCUGUCCCUGUUAAAGCUGAUGAUAAUCCUCAACAAAAUUCCAGGACACAAUAUAUUAAUGAGAUUCUUGAAGACUUUUUAAAAGAUGAGAACCAGAGCUCUACCCUAUCUGGAGGCAAACAUCAUGGUCCUGUUGAAGCCUUGAAACAAAUGUUAUUUAACCUUCAAGCAGUACAAGAAAGUUUUAAUCAGAAUAAAAAUACAGAGCCAAAAGAAGAGAUUAAACAAGUAUCAGAGGAUGAUUUCUGUAAUGUGCAAUUGAAGGAAAAUAUGAUUCCUAUUACUAGGUCUCUUCAAAAGGCCUUACAACAUUUAUCACGCCUGAGAGACCUGGUCGAUGGUACCAGUGGGAAACAGUCACCAAAAAUGUGAAGAGGAAAAUAAAACUUAAACCACAAUAAACAGUCACCAUACCACUUGUUAUGUACUUUUGCUAUUAUUUAUAUAAACAAAGGAAAUAUAAGUCAUGUCUUUUUCUAUGACUACAUCAAGUAUAUUUCUAAAAAUCUAAACUUGGAAAGAUUCAUAGGCCUGAUUUCAUACAAAAACAUGACUGGAAGAUACAAAAAUAUGUCCUGAAGUAGUACUUGGAUCUUCAGACCAGAAAAUGCUUAAUAUCAAAAGUGGGCGAUUAUCUUCCUCAUCUGGACCCAUCUUUUAUUGACAGUCUCAUCAUUUGUCAUUUAGUUCUUUGACAUUAAGAACUUUUUAGUCUCUAUCCUAAUUUUAUAUUUGUGUGUGUGUACUAAAUAUAUUUAAGCAUCUUAAGGAAUACCUUAAAUUGUUGUAUCAUAUGGGAUUUUGUUAUUUCUAAAAUUUCAUGUAUUGAAUAUUUAAGAUGUUAUAUUUACAAUAGUUGGUGGCUCAGUGCUAAUGGAAUGUUUCUUUUAUUGUGAUAACAGAGAACCUCCCUAUUUAAUUGAUGCUUUGAUUCAAUGUAAGAUAAUGUUGAUAAUACUUGACAGUACACAAAUCGGUUUAGAGAGUCUUGAGAAUUUAGUAUCUGAUAUGUAGUUAUUGCCUAGAUUUUAGUUUUAGAUUAAUCCCAAUCUAUUAAAAGCUAUAGCUUUAUGACAAAUUUGAAACUGAACAAAAAAUGAGUGUGGAAAAUCCAAAAAUGAUUGUAGUUUAAAGCUAUUUCCUAUGGUUUUCUGAAUUUAUCUCUAGAUAGAAUUGAACAGAGCGGUGUUUGCAGUUUCUACUGAGUAAUAAUAUUUAAAGUAAGUAGGAAACAUCUUCAUCAAUGAGACUAAAAUUAUGUAAUAAAGCAUAAGUAAUGCAUUUAAAAAUGAUGAAAUUAAAGAGUAUAUGUGUAUAUGGUCAGAUAUGACAAAUUAACAUUUAACCCAAAUGUUUGUAUCUUUUAAUAAAUAAAUUUAUUGUUAUGUAGAACUUCUAAACACAUAUGGCCCAAGAAUU
Molecule: messenger RNA, 3201 nt
Organism: Phodopus roborovskii (desert hamster)
Lineage: Eukaryota; Metazoa; Chordata; Mammalia; Rodentia; Cricetidae
Gene: CUNH18orf54
Product: chromosome unknown C18orf54 homolog
Exons: 9
Coding region: 541-2154 (537 amino acids)
Source: RefSeq, a predicted model, not a curated record